Homalodisca vitripennis (glassy-winged sharpshooter) is the source of this 3072-nucleotide messenger RNA. RefSeq names its product metabotropic glutamate receptor 4-like. Bases 38 to 2038 code for a protein of 666 amino acids. Gene Ontology annotation, cellular component: membrane. Lineage: Eukaryota; Metazoa; Arthropoda; Insecta; Hemiptera; Cicadellidae. The transcript has 11 exons. Gene Ontology annotation, molecular function: adenylate cyclase inhibiting G protein-coupled glutamate receptor activity. The record is from RefSeq and is a predicted model, not a curated record. Gene Ontology annotation, biological process: G protein-coupled receptor signaling pathway.
UAUAAUAUUCGGGUCGGACCAGGAGGUGGCGGGACUGAUGCGGGCGGUGCGGAGGUGUAAUGCUACAGGCAGCUUCUCCUGGAUCGGUAGUGACGGCUGGUCUGCACGGAGUCUGGUGUGGCAGGGCAGUGAGGCGGAAGUCGAGGGGACACUGAGCGUACAACCACAGGCUAACCCCGUACAAGGUUUCGACCUCUACUUUCUCAAUCUGACAGUGGAAAACAACAAGCGAAACCCUUGGUUUGUAGAAUUCUGGGAGGACCACUUUCACUGCCGUUACCCGAACAGUUCGCGGACUCCUCACAACCAGAAAUACACUCGAGCCUGCACGACCAAAGAGCGACUGACCAGAGACAAUACCGCCUUCGAGAACCAGCUUCAGUUCGUGAGUGACGCGGUGAUGGCCUUCGCACACGCCUUCAAGGACAUGCACCGGGCCGUGUGUAAGGGACGGCCGGGACUCUGUGACGCUAUGAAGCCCACCAAGGGCCCCGAGCUGCUCAAGUACCUGAGGACAGUCAACUUUAAAGGUCUUUCCGGAGAUAAAUUUCGGUUCGACCCCAACGGAGACGGCCCGGCCCGCUACAACAUUAUUCACUUCAAGCAGGUGACGGCAGGCAACUACCAGUGGGUGCACGUGGGGGAGUACGUGGAGGGGGAGCUCAGACUGAACAUGUCAGGAAUACAGUUCCGACUAUCGCACCCUCAACCCCCGGAGUCUGUAUGUAGUCCAGCCUGCGAGCUGGGGCAAGCCAAGAAGUACGUAGAAGGGGAAUCUUGCUGCUGGCAUUGCUUCAACUGUUCCCAGUACCAGAUAAGACACCCCCUAGAUGAGACACAAUGUGUAAACUGCCCUGAAGGUACAGUUCCAGACGCCGCCAAGCAGAUCUGCCUGGAGAUACCUGAGGUGUUCCUUAGGGCCGAGAGUGCCUGGGCUAUUGGUGCAAUGUCCUUUUCAACGACCGGUAUCCUGGUGACAUUGUUCGUGGCUGGAGUGUUUGUGCGACACAACGAGACACCGGUAGUGAAAGCUGCAGGACGAGAACUGAGCUAUGUCCUACUCACUGGCAUCCUACUGUGCUACCUAGUGACUUUCGCACUAGUCCUUCGUCCCACUAACGCAGUCUGCGGCAUACAGAGGUUUGGAGCUGGUUUCUGUUUCACGGUUGUGUAUGCGGCGCUCCUCACCAAAACGAACAGGAUCUCGCGUAUUUUCAACGCCGGCAAGAGAACUGCUAAGCGACCCUCCUUCAUCACACCUAAGUCCCAGCUGAUUAUCUGUAGCGGACUAUGCAGUGUACAGGUUCUGAUCAACGCAAUCUGGUUCUUUGUGUCGCCGCCGCGUGCCAUCCACCACUACCCCACGCGGGAGGACAACCUCCUGAUCUGCUCCUCCUACGUGGACGCCUCCCACAUGAUCGCCUUCGGCUACCCUAUCGUCCUCAUCAUCGUCUGCACCGUGUACGCCGUCAAGACCCGCAAUAUCCCUGAAGCCUUCAAUGAGUCAAAGCACAUAGGUUUCACGAUGUAUACUACGUGUGUAAUCUGGCUAGCCUUCGUACCUCUUUACUUUGGCACUGGCAACCACAUGCCCUUGCGUAUCACCUCAAUGUCAGUGACCAUCAGCCUGUCCGCCAGCGUCACCAUCGCCUGCCUCUUCUCCCCCAAGCUGUACAUCAUACUAAUACGGCCUGAGCGCAACGUCCGCCAGAGUAUGAUGCCAGGAGCCUCCUCUCGAUACUCCGCCACUCUCAAGUCCGGCACUAGCGGCAGUGUCAUGGUUGCCGCAGUCUCCACUACUCACAGGCUCUCUCAGCCCUUCAUCGCAGCAACUGAUACAUUAGGCUCAAGAUGUAUUGACAUCGAAAUGUGCGCCGACUUUGCAGCAAAGAAGCCGGCUCUGGUGAACAGGUCUACACAGACUAUCCUUCCGCCGGCUGCAAGCAACAACAACCACGCGCCUGACGACCUGCUGCCCAACAACAAGAUGUUGAACAAUAUCAUUGGGAACGGUCCUCUGGACGGUGUGCAACUGUAGCACAAGGCCCAGUCUAGAGACGGCGAUGUGGGGUUAUAGCAGGCUCUACCACCUGUUCCAAAGACUCAAAUAUUUCCAACAUAUUGUACUUAUUUUAAAAUUAUUUUUUGGGUAUAAUUAUUUUUAUGGUAUAGGUUUUAAACUUUGUAAAGUCGUUUUAGAAUAAAUAUUAACCUUCGUACAUUAAAGGUAUAUUACAGAUAGUUUUUUUUUAGUUAGUAUUACAUUAAUAUACCCAAUCAAAACAUUGAUACAUUUUAGUACAAAGUACAGUAUAUGACAUAUGUUUUAUGAGUAAGACAACUAUUGAUUGUAAUAGACCAAUUUAUUUUUGAUUUAACACUUUUUCAAAAUUUUUUGUUAUUCUUGUAUAAUACUAUUUGAGAAUAAAACUUAGUGGUUUGAACAUAGAAUUUUCAUCUGAUACCAGUACACUUAUUUUUAUAGCUAAAAGCUAGGUUAAUAAGUCUUAUUGUAAAUAUAUGUGUAAAUACUUAAUUAUUGUAAAGGGUUCUGUAAUAUUUUUAACUGUAGAAUAAUAGAUUUCCUUGUAAAUAUUACAGUUCUUAGCUUCCGGGAAGUGAUAAUCUUGACUCCCGGUCGCAAUGAGCCCUGCGACCGGAAGUCGGGACACACUAGACCGGAAGUUUCCCGUGUUUCGACUGUUUACUGGUGCGUAAUGUGAUAUCUGUCAUAUGUUCAUUCUCUCUAAAUAGUAAGUUACAGAGUAUUGAACACUUUAACAAAAUAGUACAAUAGAAAUACGAUUUCUUCACAAUACGUAAUUUAAGUUUUACUGUCUACAAAAAUAUAGUAUAUUAAAGGUGACUUUCUUUUAGAUUCAUAAAGUAGAUCUGGCAGUUGCAUUAUUAUAUCAUUUAGUAACAGACCAAUAAAUAAAAGAGGUAUUUUAUUGUUAAUAUAAAUAAUAAAUGGUGUACGUUAUGUUAAUUUACCAAUGGGUUUAUACGUUGUGAAAGAACCGUACGCUAACAGACAUUGUAUUGUAAUAAAAUAAAAUAUGGUAUUUUUUA